This is a messenger RNA of Porites evermanni, 28412 nucleotides long. NCBI's taxonomy places the organism in Eukaryota, Metazoa, Cnidaria, Anthozoa, Scleractinia, Poritidae. The record is from the annotation of a GenBank genome assembly.
CCUUCACCUAUGCGGAUUGUUCGACGCUCAAGCUACAAAACGUCCGAUCUUUCACAAGCUUCAAAGCCAGGCGACAUCACGAUCCAGCGUAUUUCCGAGGCGAAGGGCUACCUCAAUGAUUUCGAGCAGUUGUAUCGGAAACACAGAGCAGAGAUUGAUGGCCUCAAGAGGGAACAUGCAAGCGAGGUGGGUCAAGCGAGCUGGCGCCCUUUUUGCGUGUUUUUUUCUCGAUUCUUAGAGUAAAUGGAGGCACGCAAAAUAGUAAAGAAUAUAUUAAGACUUAAAAAGGUUGUUUGAGUAAAAAUAGCAAUACAGCGGUGUCUUACGACUAAGUUCAGCUUCGAAGACUUAAAGAAGCGCUAGUACGCGAAACAGCGCGAAUUUCUCGGUAAAUGACGCUAGCUUAGCAAAGACGCAAUCGAUGAAGUGCAGAAGAGUAUUUAAACAAGAUCAAGACAAAUUUAUUCUACAAGGUGUGAACUAAUUAAAAAUGGGUUUUUUGGGGGCGAUUUUUCGUGAAUAUCACGGUCGGCCCUUGAAAGCAUAAGAAAUACAUAGCCCUAUACAAAAGCUCUGUCAAAGAGGUUUAACUUAAAUGGUAACAUCAUAGGAAUUCUUCAACAGCUUCAGUUUUAACAGGGCAUGAAAUCAACCCUUCUGUCCGAAAGCCUUACUUGGCGGAUAAUUCCAAAAGGUCAGUCACCUGAUUUGUAUUUAAUAAGAAAUGAAACUUAUGCUGGCGGAUGACAUGCAUUAGAAACAUCUAGUCUACCUCAAAGUGAACUACUAAGAGGACACUAAACCCUUUAAGUCCCAAGGGUGACCAAUAUAUAUUUUCUCCUAACAAUAUUAUUAAAUAAUAAAGAGAAAACGUUAGGAGAAUUAAUGAAAUAAUCACAUGAGGGAGAAUGCUCUGAUCUUUUAUCAAAUUCUCUCAACUAUUCUCUAAGGAAGUGUAUAAAGGUCUGUUUGGAGAAUUGGUAUGUGGAUAUAAGGGCUAAAAGGGAUUAGAUAGCAAAGCAAAACGUAUGGAAAUCAAAGAUGGCAUCCAGUGACUUCUCUUUUUUUUCGAGCAAAUCGAGCCAAUUUUCGGACACAAGCUUGGCUUCAAGCAAUUCACAAGGUCUUCAAGUGAGCUGGGUUGAAGAAUUCUAGUCCCCAGUUUGGCGACUUACUCUCAAAGUCUGAUUGACAACGCCAAAAAUUUAGGCGCCCGGAAAUUUCAUGCGCUGAUAUUGCAUUAUUUCCUUAACUUCCUUAGUAAGGCAAAGACACUCUUUAUUUCCGAUGUCUUAGUAGAGUAACAUUUAGCAAAGCCAAGCAAUGAAGGGAUUUCCAUCGACACUAACACCUCGCUUGAAUUGUUGCGUAACAUUACUGUACAUACAUUCCUUUUUAAUAAAUAUUCUCCGAUGUAUAAUCUAAUGGCUUUACUGGAGUGCAAUUGAAAUGCGAAGACCAUCUAAUUAUUCGAAGGUUCUCAGAUUAGUAUCUCAGUGCUGCUGGAGAGACACGAGGCGUGAGACAUGCCCAAGGAAGACUCCCAUAAGAAAGAGGCGGGUAUGCUCGUCGGAAAUUUUGAAUUGAAAAUAUAUAAUUUUUUAAUAUUUCUUCGCGUGCAACCCUAAAAGAGACCUUUACGGCUAAAUAUAAUGGAACACCCUAAGAGAGACAAAAAUACGAAACUUACACCCUAAGCGAGACGACGAGCAUCCCAAGGGAGUCGCCCCGGGGAGCUAUGCUGCUGUAUGCUCCUAACGCCAUUAUGCCCCCUUCAAACCACGAAAACCUAUACAUUUUAAGUCCAAAUAAAAGAGGUUCAACAAUAUAUUCUUUGCCUCGUUUAAAUGUUAUUCGAUCCUAAGGCCUUGUCCACACGUAUCCGGACAUUUUUGAAAACGGAGAUUUUUUUCCCCGUUUUCAAAACAGUAAGUGUCCACAUGUAGCGAAUUCAAAUGGUUUUUGCCCAUCAACACGAAAACGCUAAAUCGAUACAAAUACGAUAGCGUAACUUACCGGGCGUGGGCUGUAUGGUCUAUGACAUCAUCGUAGUCGAAAACCUCUAUUUUCGUCCGUGCACACAAAAACGAUAUUCCAACGUUUUCAACAAUCUCCACGCCAUGGACGGUUGUCAAAAAUCUGCGUUUUUGACGCCCCAAAAAUUCCGUUUACGCGUGGACAGAAGGCUAAUAACGCAGAAAAAUCUCAGUUUUCAAAAAUAUCCGGAGCCUAAAUCUGCCCUCACACACAAUUUUUCGUUAGCUAAUGGGCUAUUUGGGUUCGUCUAUCAAAAAACGUAGCCGUUACCUCAUGUUUAUAUUACUUCAACGCAAGAAUCUUUGGACGCUCCAGUUACUCAGAUACUGAAGGCUCUAUGGCAAGCAAGGUCGAAAUUUAGUUACAAUUAAACCAGCCACUAAGUCCGAACACUUUGACAGGGUUGAACCUCACAGUGGUGCAACCUCAAUCAUAUUACUUGCACGCAACACUGAAAGCUUCAGUGUUAAGGUUUUAAAACGCUUAGGAUCAGAAAGAAAAGGACCGACACACUCACUCAACCUGCCUUCUCGCGCGCGAGACGUUUCUUUGCAUCAUUUUUACGAGUGCUUUUCAACACUUUCUUUUCUGUAUGUAUAUGCGCAACAUAUGUAAAUCAUUUUCUUCGCAUUUUAUUUUUGAUGAUGAAGGAAUAACAUCCUGGAAACAUCAUGUUAAAUUCUUAUCGGUAAUGUCUCUUUUAAAUGCCUGGCUGUUAAAAUGUCCAAACAAUUUCCUUACAUAACUUAACCUCCCACGCUCUAACUAGGAGCUCACGCUAGUGACCAAAAGGUCAAAGCAGCGAUUUUUGUUGGCAGACUCCUUAAUUCCAAUCGCCUGCGUCACCUUAAAUACAAAUGUAAGGAAAUUUUCACUUCGUUUUCAAGGGCCCAAUAUCUUUAAUUCCCUUAGCUCUGAAAUUCAGAAUGCCUCUAGUACUGCUAAGCACACUUUUGCUCUCCUACUGCAUGUGUGUAGUUUUUCGCUUUUUUUUCUCGUUUAUUCUUGCAUUAUUUUUUCUCACUUACACGUUCAGACUUUUCUAUUUUUAUCCUAUUUAAUGAUUAUUUUCUAUUUUCCCAACAAAUUGUGCGUACUUUGAUUUAAAUUGCCGAUGUUAGUAUUGUAAUUAUUAAUCAGAUAACAUAAUUUCAAAAGGUGGUCAUAUACACAAGCCUUAUUGGCUUCCUUGGGCUCCCUUGCCUCAUCUUUUUUACAAUUUUAUAUGCAUAUUUUGUGUGUAUGGCAAAAUGAUAAUAAAACAAUAAAACAAUACAGUAUUUUCACACCCCACGGUAACCACAAGGAAAACGUCGAUCUUCGAAGGAGUUUCUGUUAAAAUAGAAAGAUGGUUUUCAGCUCAGGUUUUCUAUAUUUUCCCACUUUGUUUUGUUUUUGUUUUGAUUGUUUUUCACUCCCUAAUGUCUCGUUUAUCGAUAUUUAUUUAUCGACACUAAGACGCCCAUUAAAUCUCCAUCCAAUAUUCUGUACAGAAAUAUUUGGCAUUUCUGCCAGAAAUAAAAACAUAUAAUUAGAAAGUAUACAUUGCUUAUCACUUCUAAUAGUUACUUAUAAUUAAGACAGAGACACUGCGCGUAGGCAGAAGUUGAUAUCUAAUUUCUCUGGAUUAUUCACUUUAUUUUCAUUUAAAAAGGCAACAACAAAGAGAAUAUACUGGUAAAUACGCACUAUAAACUUGGCACGUUAAGUGGCGAAUAAUUGAAACAUUUACCCGCUAAUAUAGGCGUUCACAUUCUACUCAGAGCCUUCAUACACAACUGAUCUGCGAGACACUGACAAAUCACGAUAUUUUGCGAUAACGGAGUUCAAUAAUUGUUUUAUCAUUAGAUCACCGAGUUUUUUUUUUUUAAUGAAUAUCCUUGGGAAGCGAAGAGAUCUGCCACUUUCACGCAAGAGCGAUCGCAAUAAGGAGAAAAACACGGUUUCCUUUACGCAUGAGUAGAAUAUUAUUUGCAGCCAAACACAGUUGGAAAGCAUUGCGCAUGAGCAGACCAUUAUUUGUAGGCAGUUAUUUGCAGGUCACGUGGUGGGCUCUCGGCUAAUGAAAAGAAGGAAAAGUUUGCUUCGAAGGAUAAUUAUUAUUAUUAUUAUUACUUGGGGGGAGGGGGCCUUUAAAAUAAACAAUGACCAUUCAGCUGAAACAGGAGCCCAUCCUAGUCUUAAAAAUAAGUUUCACUUUCUAUUUUUUCUCUCGUUCUAGUAAGAAGGCCACCCUAUCAUAAUUUAGUGCAAAUGACAGUAGCACUACAAUAUCAGGGUUUGUUCCCGAGUGCAGCAUUGCUGGAUUUACGCGUUUUGAAACUAAUGUCGCACAAAAUUCAUGUAAAUGCGGCAAAUGAGGUGUGGAAAUAAUCUGAAACAAAGGAUUCAAUUCUGAAUCACAAUAAUAAAUAACAAUUAUUCACCGAAGUGGAGGUGGCUAGUCCUGGAUAUUUACCGAACUGCGAAGCAGUUCGGUAAAUAUCCACGACUAGCCACCGACACUGAGGUGAAUAAUUGUUUUAGUAUAUACUAAAACAGUGAGAUAAUUGAGCACAAAAAUGACGAUUUUUAACAGGUCAUAGCGAGAAUGUCGUAGUGGCGGGAACAAGUUAUUAAAUGUAAGAAGUUUUAUCAUUUUGCUAUCGAGAGAGGACUGAACCUCCUUCAGUAUAAAUAACCAUACUAACUUUUUCGGUGAAAAAAAAAGUAAAAUGAAGCUUUCCGGGGUGUAUAUUUUUGGAGAACACGCCAAAAAAAAUUAAAGUUAAAUCUCGUACUCUUUCUCGUCCUCAAAUCUAAAGUUCUCUAAUUUUGAUGCCUGAACUGUGUUACACUCAGUCAAUUUGAACAACGGAUUUAAAGAAUUUAAUCUGUGCUCACAGUUACUGGUUGUGAACCUUUACCUGUGUUAAUUAGAUGACUAUUUUGAACAAUUUCGUGCCCGUGUGCAGUUAUGUAUGUUUUAAUUGCUAAUAAAUGUUUGCUUUAUAAGGAAAGCAGUAUGCAUAAUUUGCGUAUAGUUCUUUUAUUAUGUAUAACGCUUUUACUCCAGGGACACGCUCAGGGGUAACGUGGGUAGAGGUGUACCGCCGGGGCCUCCGAAGCCUAGUGACCCUGUUAUUGGGUUGCCCGUGAAGGCAACGCCCAAUCAAGAAUUACCUUCCAUCUAUAUCGGAAAAAAGACAAAAUGGCGGACGAAACUCCCACAAGGCUUUGCGUGUCCCAGUCUCCCUUCAAUGGGGCCGAUUUUUGCAGGGAGGGGACGAGUCAUUUCAGGUCAUCUGGAAGUCGAUUUCAAAGAAAACAAAAUUAUUGCGCGGAGUUAUUGACCGUAGAGUAUAUCUACGCUGAAUGAUUAUCUAAAUACAGUGUUUGGAAGAAGUAGUUAGCCUGUGCGGGAGCUGCAGAAACAAUGCCCUCCCACGGGCCCCACAGGAAAAGAUUCCACUUGAUGCAAUUCUCUCCCCGCGUGUGAAAAGUCUUUCCUUGUACUACAUGAAAGGAAUAUGCUACUUGUAGGUCGCCCCGUCUAAUAGAAACAUAUUCACUAUCCGACAGAAAAACUGAAAGUUAAGAAAAAGGAAAAUUACUGUUAAAAAAGUAUUUACGACACCAAAAUUGACCCUUUCACAUUUUAUAAGCGUAGAAAGACGAUAAUUUUUGGAACUUCCGGUUAUAUGAGAUUAGUCUUGUUAGUACUGUCAUGCUAUAGUCUUCUUCGGAGGGUGGCAGAGGAAAAGGGGAAGGGGGUGAGUUUUGGAAAUGUCCAAGUUAAAAAUAAUGCCAAUCGUUUCUUCCUUUAAAAGGCUAUCUGCAUUCCAUUCCAAGGGUUAGGAGUAGCUAUAAGCUCAAGCCGUUAAUAAGUGUAAUUAUAAUCUAUACAGUCAACUGUCGGCUUGCGGACACCCCGCUAUAAUGGACACCUCGAUAAUACAGACAGCAGGUAAAUGUUUUGCCAACUAAAAGAUUGCGAAAAAAUUGCACUUAAAUGCAAAAUUACAGCUGUAUAAAGUAAAAAUGUCACCAGAGCGUGAUAGUUCCAAACCCUGUCGCACGAUAACAAAACCAAAAAUUAUAUUUAGAUAAAUUGUGUGCUGAAGUCAUUACUUAGAGUAUUUACCCAUUCACCAUUUUCACAUAGACCAUAAUGCACUUUGUUUACCCCCCAUAAUUUUGCAUAACCAUUGUCUUGGAUUUCUCUUAGGAAGAGUGUAAUACCCGGGAGGGAUUGGAAAAAAUGGGUAUGCAAAAUGGGGGGGGGGGGGAGGGGAGGUAAACAAGGUGCAUUAUGGUCUAUGCGAAAGUGGUGAAUACACAAAAAGGCCCUGUAAUUAUGAAGGAGAUGUCAAAAAAAUCGCAUCGGGAGCACUAAUCAUAACAACUAUUCAGAUCAUUUUACGUUUCUGGGAAACUGCCCACCUACCCCUCCCCUAAGCCAGCAUUUUGCCCUAAGUGAGAAGUAGGUGAUACUGUUCAGUUGGCUUAGGGGAGGGGUAGGUGGGCAGUUUCCCAGAAAUGUAAAAUGAUCCAACUAUUCUGGUGAUUUUUGCAGGCAUAGCAUUAAAAUUUGAAUAAGUUGACGCAUUUUUUUCAGGUUUCAAUCCAUAUCCAUCCUUGCCAUCCGUAGCAACAGACCACAGAAAACGGUUUCAUUGCCUAAAUAUAGUCUUCAAUAACAACACUGGACCAUUCGUUUUGGAAUUCAACUGAUGAGAAACGUUUUAGCAUUGAAAGAAAGACAGCAAAAAGCGUGACAUAUUAGCCACGUUACAGACUCAACAGCUCAAAAACUCCUUCAACAGCUCAAAAACUCCUGGAGGGGCCCGGGGGGCCCGCCCUCUUAUUUUAGACCAAACUGAGGCCUGAAGGGCCAAAAAAAAUAUUUGGUGACCUGAUGUAGGUAAUCUUCACAUUUGUAAUUGGCUAUCGUUAUGAAUAACCGGUAGGUUCUCAUUUUGUUGCUUUGGUUAGCAUCUUUUCUGGUGUCGUUAUUUAUUUCACUUAGCCAUCUUUGUAGUUCGAUAUCCUUAAGUCGUUGCCUGGUCGUGUUUACGAUUCCUAUGUCCCUAUAGUGUGCUUUCAUCCAGAGUUCUCCUAAUCCUAUCUGUUCCAAUAAGCUUUUGAUUUUUUUGCCCCAGAGAGCUUCAUUUUCAUUCCAUUUAAUGUCAUUGUAUGCUAUUUAAGAUAAUUUGUUAUUAUUUUUGAUUAAGGUUAACCAGAACUUAAAGUUCCUACAUUGGGCUUCAAUUCUCAUUGGGAACCUUCCUGUCUCAGCCCUGCACGCCUUGUUAUUGCAGUAUUUAUUAAUUCCCAGCAACCACUUUAGGAAUUUAUUUUGAACCAGUUCUUCUGGAUCCCUUUCUAAUUGUCCAUUGCAAUCAAUCCCCCGCACUUCACUCGCAUAAAAGAGUAUGGGAGAUAUCAGUGCAUCAAACAACUUCAUCGUUAAUUUUAUAUUUUCUCUGAAGUGGUUUCCCAUCUCUUUUCGUAAUUUAUAGAGUGCUUUAAGUGCAACUUUCUUCAGCUCUUGAGGGAGAUUAAAGUUUCCAAAAGGACUCAUUAUGAGUCCAAGAUAUCUGUAGGAUUUGACGUUUUCCAGUUCAUCAGCGCCGUAUCUGAACAAGUAUUUGUUUAAAGACUUACCACAGUUAUUAAAAAUCAUAAUUUUUGUCUUGUCUAAAUUUACACUUAAAACGGCAUUUUCACAGAAAGAUUCCAGCUCAUUAAAGAUUAUUUGAAGGCUUUUUGCUGAUCUAGAGAAGAUCACUACAUCGUCCGCAUAUAAGAGACAAUUUACAGCGGAGCUCCACGCGCGGCGCUUCGAGCUCCAUAGCUAAGGAAAUGUAGUAAUCUACCCAUCAGAGAAAAUUUGGCAAUCACGUGACCGUACACCACCGACCGCCCGCCCGACCAUCCAUCCGCACCACAGGCAUACCAAUGUAAAAUAACUCAAUCAACAGGUAUGGCAACCCAAAUGCAACUCAAAGUUUUAUUUGGAAGGAAAUCACAUGGCCGCCCGGACUUUUAGAAAGAAAAAACAACAACAAAGUCGUGUCUUUUUCGGCGUUAUUUUUUAUGUUUACACUAACGUGGAUAACAGAGAAAGACCUAGAGCGAGUUAUUGAAAACAAAGGAGACGAAUUUCGUAAGAAGAAAAACAUGGAAAUUCAAAGCGGCGGUGAGAAAAUGAGAAAUGCUAGCGGCCAGCAAGGCGAAAAUGAGCGGCAGUGAAAAAUAAAGGCGAACAUGAACACAGGAAACAAAAUAUUGGGUAAGCACAUACGACAAUUCCUCCAUAAAAAUAAUGUGUAACUAGGAAGGCUGACGUUUUAGUCCUACAAAACAGCGUUGUAGUCGUGCAAAACAACGGCAAGGGAAAGACAAAAAAGCGUGCUGCACGUGCAAAUUUGUUUUUUGCUAAUUAGAAGAAAAAGCGUGCUGCACGUGCAAAUUUGUUUUUUGCUAAUUAGAAGAAAAAGUGUGCUGCACGUGCAAAUUUAUUUUUUGCUAAUUAGAAGAAAAAGUGUGCUGCACGUACAAUUUGUUUUUUUGCUAAUUAGAUCUAUUAGUCUUGAAGCCAUUUCAAUUGUCGUCCCAGUUUAGCGUUACACGAUUUAAUUUUUUUUGUUUACACGUAUUAUUAACCAGAGCUUCGCGAAUAGGACUUAUGGCUUCUGAGAACGAGAUGUCACGUCAUUUCAUCCAUGAUAUAAAAUAGGAUAAUUUUCGUUUUAAAUGUUCCUUAUGUAUUAACAUCUCUGUAUCUUUACAGACAACGUUCUAAAACUGAAAUUGGACAAAAUACAAAUAAGGGUCAACACUAAGCUACUCAGUAAGCAGCACUUUCCUAAGGUCUUGAAAUUUAGCUUAACCCGAUGGUACUAUACCUUUGGACAAAUCACUUGUCGAUGAUCAUGCAAUCCCUAUGUGUGACUUGAUUCAAAUGAAAGCAAGCGAGCCGACCGAUUGCACUACAAUUAUACAACACAAUUGACUUUAUUUAAAAGACAUUACACAUACAGCUUUGUUUUUAAAUAAUGCAGUCCCUAUAUAUUCGACUUCCUUGAUUGGAAAGAAAGCUAGCGAGCAGAUGCCAAGCAAUUUAUCAGGAAACACCCCCACUUUUGGUGACAUUUUUGAAGUCCGCGUGACUGAUUAUUUCAUCGUAAGAGGAAUAUUUGAAAAUAUUUUCGGCACCAGCGGUUGCUAUGGAAGACGAUGGAGUGGUUUAUCUGAAAAACUCAGAUAUGAUUUUAGCCCUUUUUCUCUUUGCCAAAGAUAAACCUGACGUUAAAUAAUCGUGCUUAACUACUUUUUUUUACACCCUUUUUUUAAACUUAUUGAAUUGGAUUUCAUCUCCUUGGUGAUGUAGGGACGAAAUUGAGGUACGAAAAAAUUCUAAGGUAUGAAAAAAGCCAAAUAUUACUCAGUGCGCCACUCAUGACCCAAAUUCAUAACCUAUGGCCAAUAAAACAAGAGCUACCAGGGGGUACUUCCUACGCUUCUGUUAAUGAUGCUGCAAAAAGUGGUCUUCAAUUCUGACUCCCUGGGGUUUCAAUAAAAAUUAAAGUAGCCAGCAGGUUUGAAAAAAGUAACCGACUGUAUCGAAAAGAGGCUUACUCCCCAUCUUCUAGAGGGGUCUGGGGGCGUGCGUGCCUUGAAAAUUCCGUUAAAGUUACGGGAUUUUACGCUAAAGGUCGCAAGACCCGUGAUUUCACUCAUGUUUUCUAUUAUAUAAAAAAUAGUUAAACCUGUUCAUUACGUGAAAUACAGGGUUUAAAAAGAAUUUAUAAAAUUUAGUGAAGCAAAAAUAUUGUUUAGGUCCAGCAAAUUGAAUUUUAAUACAAGUUUUGACAGAAUCUUUUUUUUAAUUUGAUACUUUCAUCUUCCAAUUUCGGGGGCAAAAGUAACUGACUUCUCUGAUCCAAGUGGCCGAAAUGUUUAGUCGGUCGUCGGUGCCUGUUGAAACCCCUGUCAUUCAAAUAAACGCUUCUGAGAAGUAAGUCCCUGUGAUAUUGUUUAUGUGUUGGAAAUAACUUUGGAGACUGUUGAUGGAAUCCCACAAUGUGAUCAUCUGAGCAGUACUUUCCUGUGUCACGGAUGACAGGUGUAUGCAAAUAUGACAUUCGGCAGCAUAAAAACACCAAAACGUUGAUAACUAUCCGCAGUCGAGUCAAGAUUAACCAAUCGAGCAGUACCUUGGAUCUCUUAGUGCAAAUAUACACCCGAGCCGAGACAAGAACACUUCAAAGAGGGAAACCUACGAUACAGAACCGUUGAGUCUGUUGUGGGAUACCAAACGCGACAAUGACGGACACGAACGAGACGCUGCUGCAAGUGAAUGGUGGCGGCGGCGGUGGCAGGAGGUCACCUUCACCUAUGCGGAUUGUUCGACGCUCAAGCUACAAAACGUCCGAUCUUUCCCAAGCUUCAAAGCCAGGCGACAUCACGAUCCAGCGUAUUUCCGAGGCGAAGGGCUACCUCAAUGAUUUCGAGCAGUUGUAUCGGAAACACAGAGCAGAGAUUGAUGGCCUCAAGAGGGAACAUGCAAGCGAGGUGGGUCAAGCGAGCUGGCGCCCUUUUUGCGUGUUUUUUUCUCGAUUCUUAGAGUAAAUGGAGGCACGCAAAAUAGUAAAGAAUAUAUUAAGACUUAAAAAGGUUGUUUGAGUAAAAAUAGCAAUACAGCGGUGUCUUACGACUAAGUUCAGCUUCGAAGACUUAAAGAAGCGCUAGUACGCGAAACAGCGCGAAUUUCUCGGUACAUGACGCUAGCUUAGCAAAGACGCAAUCGAUGAAGUGCAGAAGAGUAUUUAAACAAGAUCAAGACAAAUUUAUUCUACAAGGUGUGAACUAAUUAAAAAUGGGUUUUUUGGGGGCGAUUUUUCGUGAAUAUCACGGUCGGCCCUUGAAAGCAUAAGAAAUACAUAGCCCUAUACAAAAGCUCUGUCAAAGAGGUUUAACUUAAAUGGUAACAUCAUAGGAAUUCUUCAACAGCUUCAGUUUUAACAGGGCAUGAAAUCAACCCUUCUGUCCGAAAGCCUUACUUGGCGGAUAAUUCCAAAAGGUCAGUCACCUGAUUUGUAUUUAAUAAGAAAUGAAACUUAUGCUGGCGGAUGACAUGCAUUAGAAACAUCUAGUCUACCUCAAAGUGAACUACUAAGAGGACACUAAACCCUUUAAGUCCCAAGGGUGACCAAUAUAUAUUUUCUCCUAACAAUAUUAUUAAAUAAUAAAGAGAAAACGUUAGGAGAAUUAAUGAAAUAAUCACAUGAGGGAGAAUGCUCUGAUCUUUUAUCAAAUUCUCUCAACUAUUCUCUAAGGAAGUGUAUAAAGGUCUGUUUGGAGAAUUGGUAUGUGGAUAUAAGGGCUAAAAGGGAUUAGAUAGCAAAGCAAAACGUAUGGAAAUCAAAGAUGGCAUCCAGUGACUUCUCUUUUUUUUCGAGCAAAUCGAGCCAAUUUUCGGACACAAGCUUGGCUUCAAGCAAUUCACAAGGUCUUCAAGUGAGCUGGGUUGAAGAAUUCUAGUCCCCAGUUUGGCGACUUACUCUCAAAGUCUGAUUGACAACGCCAAAAAUUUAGGCGCCCGGAAAUUUCAUGCGCUGAUAUUGCAUUAUUUCCUUAACUUCCUUAGUAAGGCAAAGACACUCUUUAUUUCCGAUGUCUUAGUAGAGUAACAUUUAGCAAAGCCAAGCAAUGAAGGGAUUUCCAUCGACACUAACACCUCGCUUGAAUUGUUGCGUAACAUUACUGUACAUACAUUCCUUUUUAAUAAAUAUUCUCCGAUGUAUAAUCUAAUGGCUUUACUGGAGUGCAAUUGAAAUGCGAAGACCAUCUAAUUAUUCGAAGGUUCUCAGAUUAGUAUCUCAGUGCUGCUGGAGAGACACGAGGCGUGAGACAUGCCCAAGGAAGACUCCCAUAAGAAAGAGGCGGGUAUGCUCGUCGGAAAUUUUGAAUUGAAAAUAUAUAAUUUUUUAAUAUUUCUUCGCGUGCAACCCUAAAAGAGACCUUUACGGCUAAAUAUAAUGGAACACCCUAAGAGAGACAAAAAUACGAAACUUACACCCUAAGCGAGACGACGAGCAUCCCAAGGGAGUCGCCCCGGGGAGCUAUGCUGCUGUAUGCUCCUAACGCCAUUAUGCCCCCUUCAAACCACGAAAACCUAUACAUUUUAAGUCCAAAUAAAAGAGGUUCAACAAUAUAUUCUUUGCCUCGUUUAAAUGUUAUUCGAUCCUAAGGCCUUGUCCACACGUAUCCGGACAUUUUUGAAAACGGAGAUUUUUUUCCCCGUUUUCAAAACAGUAAGUGUCCACAUGUAGCGAAUUCAAAUGGUUUUUGCCCAUCAACACGAAAACGCUAAAUCGAUACAAAUACGAUAGCGUAACUUACCGGGCGUGGGCUGUAUGGUCUAUGACAUCAUCGUAGUCGAAAACCUCUAUUUUCGUCCGUGCACACAAAAACGAUAUUCCAACGUUUUCAACAAUCUCCACGCCAUGGACGGUUGUCAAAAAUCUGCGUUUUUGACGCCCCAAAAAUUCCGUUUACGCGUGGACAGAAGGCUAAUAACGCAGAAAAAUCUCAGUUUUCAAAAAUAUCCGGAGCCUAAAUCUGCCCUCACACACAAUUUUUCGUUAGCUAAUGGGCUAUUUGGGUUCGUCUAUCAAAAAACGUAGCCGUUACCUCAUGUUUAUAUUACUUCAACGCAAGAAUCUUUGGACGCUCCAGUUACUCAGAUACUGAAGGCUCUAUGGCAAGCAAGGUCGAAAUUUAGUUACAAUUAAACCAGCCACUAAGUCCGAACACUUUGACAGGGUUGAACCUCACAGUGGUGCAACCUCAAUCAUAUUACUUGCACGCAACACUGAAAGCUUCAGUGUUAAGGUUUUAAAACGCUUAGGAUCAGAAAGAAAAGGACCGACACACUCACUCAACCUGCCUUCUCGCGCGCGAGACGUUUCUUUGCAUCAUUUUUACGAGUGCUUUUCAACACUUUCUUUUCUGUAUGUAUAUGCGCAACAUAUGUAAAUCAUUUUCUUCGCAUUUUAUUUUUGAUGAUGAAGGAAUAACAUCCUGGAAACAUCAUGUUAAAUUCUUAUCGGUAAUGUCUCUUUUAAAUGCCUGGCUGUUAAAAUGUCCAAACAAUUUCCUUACAUAACUUAACCUCCCACGCUCUAACUAGGAGCUCACGCUAGUGACCAAAAGGUCAAAGCAGCGAUUUUUGUUGGCAGACUCCUUAAUUCCAAUCGCCUGCGUCACCUUAAAUACAAAUGUAAGGAAAUUUUCACUUCGUUUUCAAGGGCCCAAUAUCUUUAAUUCCCUUAGCUCUGAAAUUCAGAAUGCCUCUAGUACUGCUAAGCACACUUUUGCUCUCCUACUGCAUGUGUGUAGUUUUUCGCUUUUUUUUCUCGUUUAUUCUUGCAUUAUUUUUUCUCACUUACACGUUCAGACUUUUCUAUUUUUAUCCUAUUUAAUGAUUAUUUUCUAUGUUCCAAACAAAUUGUGCGUACUUUGAUUUAAAUUGCCGAUGUUAGUAUUGUAAUUAUUAAUGAGAUAACAUAAUUUUAAAAGGUGGUCCUAUACACAAGCCUUAUUGGCUUCCUUGGGCUCCUUUGCCUCAUCUUUUUUACAAUUUUAUAUGCAUACUUUGUGUGUAUGGCAAAAUGAUAAUAAAACAAUAAAACAAUACAAUAUUUUCAGACCCCACGGUAACCACAAGGAAAACGUCGAUCUUCGUAGGAGUAACUGUUAAAAUAGAAAGACGGUUUUCAGCUCAGGUUUUUUAUAUUUUCCCUCUUUGCUUUGUGUUUAUUGUUUUUCACUCCCUAAUGUCUCGUUUAUCGAUAUUUUUUUAUCGACACUAAGACGCCCAUUAAACCUCCACCCAAUAUCCUGUACAGAAUUAAAAAUAUUUGACAUUUCUGCCAGAAAUAAAAACAUAUAAUUAGAAAGUAUACAUUGCUUAUCACUUCUAAUAGUUACUUAUAAAUAAAACAAAGACAGUGCGCGUAGGCAGAAGUUGAUAUAUAAUUUCUCUGGAUUAUUCACACUUUAUUUUCAUUAAAAAAGGCAACAACAAAGAGAUUAUACUGGUCAAUACGCACUAUAAACUUGGCACGUUAAGUGGCGAAUAAUUGAAACAUUUACCCGCUAAUAUAGACGUUCACGUUCUAAUCAGAGCCUUCAUACACAACUGUUCUGCCAGACACUGACAAAUCACGAUAUUUUGCGAUAACCGAGUUCAAUAAUUGUUUAUCAUUCGAUCACCGAGUUUGUUUUUUUAACGAAUAUCCUUGGAAAGCGAAGAGAUCUGCAAUUUUCACGCAAGAGCGAUCGCAAGAAGAAGAAAAGCACGGUUUCCUUUACGCAUGAGCAGAAUAUUAUUUGCAGCCAAACACAGUUGGAAAGCAUUGCGCAUGAGCAGACCAUUAUUUGUACGCAGUUAUUUGCAGGUCACGUGGUGGGCUCUCGGCCAAUGAAAAGAAGGAAAAGUUUGCUUCGAAGGAUAAUUAUUAUUAUUAUUACUUAGGGGGAGGGGGCCUUUAAAAUAAACAAUGGCCAUUCAGCUGAAACAGGAGCCCAUCCUAGUCUUAAAAAUAAGUUUCACUUUCUAUUUUUUUUCUCGUUCUUGUAAGAAGGCCAUCCUAUCAUAAUCUAGUGCAAAUGACAGUAGCACUACAAUAUCAGGGUUUGUUCUCGAGUGCAGCGUCGCUGGAUUUACGCGUUUUGAAACUAAUGUCGCACAAAAUUCAUGUAAAUGCGGCAAAUGAGGUGUGGAAAUAAUCUGAAAUAAAGGAUUCAAUUCUGAAUCACAAUAAUAAAUAACAAUUAUUCACCGAAGUGGAGGUGGCUAGUCCUGGAUAUUAACCGAACUGCGAAGCAGUUCGGUAAAUAUCCACGACUAGCCACCGACACUGAGGUGAAUAAUUGUUUUAGUAUAUACUAAAACAGUGAGAUAAUUGAGCACAAAAAUGACGAUUUUUAACUCAAAUACUGUUGCCAACGAUUACAAUUUUGGCGCGUAAUGACCGGGCGGCCGUGGCUGUCGCUUUUUCUUGCCGAGAAUUAAAACUUUUGAAGGCAUUUGUUUAGCUCUUGCGGGAAAAUUUCUUCAAAGGAGUUGUGAAUUCUUUCUGUAUUUAAAAUCAUUCUAUAAAAAAAGAUUAUGAAAUUUAGUUUUAAGCUUAUAUAUGAACAACUCAACUAAAUAAAGUAAGCAAGACUUAAACUUAAUUUGCAUUUGUAAACAAAAAACUUUUUCACCGGUUUUAUCGAUAAAUUCGUGUCAAAAAGACAAAGCUUUACCUGUUAAAAUUUCCAACCCGAACUUCGUCACCCUCUUCGUGUAUUUCGGAAACAGCUUGCUUGAUUAGUUGUGAGAUUUCUUUGUUUGUUUACGGCAGCAAACCGGGAAGGCAUUUUACUCGCAACUUACACGAGUUUGGCGUCGCUCGCGCGGAGGAACUGGAGGUGAAUCAGUGAAUAGUGCAGGAUAUUUACUGAUUGAGCAGCCAAUCAGAGCGCGCGAAAAACACUAUCCACUGUUUAAGUAUAUACUAAAGUCGAUUACAUAGGCGAGAAAGCAAGGUUACGGUGCGAUCAUGAACAGGAGGGAAAUUUACCAGUUACUUGCGUUUAAAAUUACGUAUACACCAGAAGCAGUUAACCAAAGGAUCAAAAACUAAAAAAAGAGAUAAACCAUGCCUUAUUUCAAUGCGCUAUAAAUGACAUUAAUAUAGACCAUGAACCAAUUACUAUUUCACUUCACAUGUCAGCCUCAACUUACAGGAACUUACAGAAAAGCCACAACAAAACGGUGGAAAAAAGAGAGUGUCCAAAGAAGAAAAAAAAAUUAAACAUGAUCAAAUUUUUUGGGCCCUUUGUGUUGAAAUACAGGCCCAUUACAAUAUAGAGCUUUUGAUUCUAAGACGAGUACGACUACGAGUAUAAGAUUUUCUCAAUUACUAAGUAGUGCGCGCGCGUGAACCAGCGUUAUUUUGGCGGGAAAACGUGAUAGUCGUCGUCAUUCUACUACGAGUUUUAGCGAGAAUGUCGCGUUAGCGGACACAAGUUUUAAAGUGCUACAGGUUUUAUUAUUUUGCGGCUGGGAGAUGGCUUAAACCUCUUUCAAUCAAGAUAACAGUGCUAAUUUUUUGAGUGAAAAAGAUGUACAAUGAAGCUUUCCGGGGUGUCUAUUCUUUGAGAAUACGCGUAUUGGCCAUUAUAGGGAGUACCCCCCACCCCCGGGGUAUUCGCCAUUGUAGGGAGUAUCUCCCCCAACCCCCGGGGUAUUCGCAGGAUCGUGAUAACCCUGAAGGCGCAAUAGUGUAGUUUUUGCAGCCUAUUGACCAAUUCCUUAGUAACACCGUCCCACACAGGGCCUUAGAAUUCGAAAUGUAACGCGAUAAUAGCUCGAUGAAAUCGGCCUCAGCCUCUUCAGUGCUAUACCAGAGAAAAUGGUCUUCGCAAUUUCGCUUACAAGUUUGGACAGUGUUUUGAACCCUAUACAAGUUACCCGCCCGGUGAAUGGAGGUCUACGACAAGUCACCGAUAAUAAACACUACAGAACCGCAAGCAUCCGUUGAGCAUUAUAGUCCGCUUGGUAAAAAUUUGCAGUGACGGAUAAUCAUCAAGUUUUUGUUGCAUAUAAAAGCAUUUUAAGAUGGAUAUUAGUGAAUCGGAUAUACAAGGGACGAACUGAACGAUUUACCGCUUAUCCGUUUAAUUAUCCUUUAAGCCCCAAUAUCCACAUACAAAUUCUCCAGAAUGAUCUCCAUACAUUCUCUUAAAGAAUUAGUUGGGAGAAUUCGAUAAGAUCAGAGCAUUUUCUCUGAGGUGAUCAUUUUAUAAAUUCUCAUAACCUUUUCUCUUGAUGAAGUGUGGAUAUUGUUAGGAGAAAAUUGAUGUCGGUCGCUUUUGAGACUUUAGGGAAUAGAAACGACUUUCAACCGACUCAUGUGUUCCGCAUUCACUGUCUUAUAGGUUCAAAAACUUAGUCUGGAAAUCGAGACCUUGAAACGGCAGAAAAGGCAGACAGAGGAGCAACUACAGAAGAGCAAGAGCGAUAGAAACGUUCUGAGUGAAGAGCUUGCCUCCAUCCGAAAAACACUUUUCAUGCGCGAGGCGGAACUGGAAGCGAUUAAAAGUGAGUUGUCAACAAAAAACAACACCAUCGUGUCACUUAAGGCUGACAAGGAAGCACUGCAGCGGGAGCUAGAGACAGUUAAUACUGAAAUGGUUGUCAGUGAGUCGAUCACCGUUGAGGAGUCGGCUCCAGUGGAGGCAGAAUUCUUCAGCACACAGGUCUCGGAGUACGAAGCCACCUUAAAAAGUUCAGUGGAAGAAAAAGAGGGACUGCAAGAAGAGGUUCUUGACUUACAGUCUAAGCUGGCCAAAUUACAGGCUGAUUACGAUAGAGCGUUCAGGGACUUGGAUGCCACGAAAAAAGAGUGCGAUCUCAGGGUGAAGAAGUUUGAAAUGCAGCUACAGAAUUCCCAGAAGCAACGCGAGGAUCUUAAGAGGCAGCUAGAGAGGCUACGAGACGAUCUGAAGAAAAGCAAGGAAGCGUUAUCAAGCGCGCAAAAGGAGGCUGUCAACAACAAGCGUGCAGCUGAUAAGCUCCGGGAUGAAACAGAGGGGAAGAACAGGCAGAUCCGAAACUUAGAGCAGAAAAACCAGGUACUGGAAGAACAACUGGACCAACUGAAACAGCAACUGUCCCAGACUGAGGUGCGUUUAAAGGUAGAAGCCAAACACGUUAAAGAUUUCGAAAACGAGCUUCGUUCCUCUGAAAGGCGAGUAGCUGAACAGGAAGCGACGAUCGAGAACUUAAGAUCCAGCAACGAAGAUCUCCAACGUGAGCUUGCCAUUGCCAACAGUAGGGUCGCAACCCUAGAGAAUCAAAAUGGUAAAAUAACAACUCGAAUAAGGGAGUUGGAGAACGAACUGGAGCGCUGCCAGGUGCGUAUGAAAGAAGUGGAAAGCGAGUACAAGAGUGUCAACAGCAAAUACGUACAGCUUCAAUCGACACAUGAUUCUAACUUGAGUGAGGUAGACGGGCUACGCUCCAGAGUAGGGGGACACCAGACUAAGAUAGAAGAGCUGGAAUCUCACCAUUCCAUCACUACCAAAGAGAGAGAUGACCUCAAGUUACGUGUAACUCCACUGGAGAAAAAGAUCGCAGAGUUACAAUUAGCUGUGGAAAAGAGCGACAGUUCGCGUGAAGAAGUGGAGCGAGAGAAGGACUCCCUCAAAGCUAAGAACUCAAGUUUGGAGGCGAAGCUUUCCACAGCUAACAAAGCAAAGGGGCAGCUAAGGGCAGACUUGGAUGCUGAAAAGGACAAGACCUCGCAGAUAAGGAAAGAGAUCGUAUCGCUACAGACUCAAAUAACAGAGACACAGCGUACUCUUGACAAAGGCAAGAACGAGAACGCAAGAAAACAAAAAGUCAUCGACGACUUGAAAGAGACGAUCCGCCGCCUUGAAGGUACCAUUCACGAAAAAGACCAGGAAGUGCAAGAACUCAACAUUCAGAACAACAUGCUUACAGAUGAAAAGGAAGAACUAAACGAUGAAGUAAUGGAUGUCAAGAGGAAACUAGCUGAACUGGAGGAGGAUAUAAGUCACCUACAAGAAGAGAAGGAUAACAAUGAACGAGAUUUACUAGAUACACAGAAGAAAAACUCUGAGCUUGAGAACACACUGGAAGGCGUUGAGAAAGAAAAGGGGGAUCUCGAAGUUCAACUGUAUAACUUGAAACAGAAUCUUCUGCGCGUGGAGGCAGAACUUCGUGACGCCUUAAGUAACAAGGCAGUGCUAGACGAAGAUGCUACGAAAAACGAGGAUAUUGUUAAAAGGCUUAACGAGGACAUAAACCGAUUAAAAGGGCAACUCACUGAGGCACAGCGACAAAUUGAUACCUACCGCAGAGAAGCAGACAUCAAAGAUGCGACAAUCGCGGCACUCAAAGCUCAACUUGGAGACCUUGAACAAGAGAAUGAUAAUCUCAGAGCAGAGCUUUCGAAGACAAAAGCACUAUUAGCAGCUAUAGAGGAAGAAAGCAGGAAACUUCAAAUAGAGCUCAACACAAAGAAUGAGGAGAUCUAUCGAUUAACUGAAGAAAUUGACAUUACGCUAAAAAAGAACGAAGAGCUUCAGAAUGAAUGCAUUGUGGUUGCUGACAGAGUGAGCACUGUCGAGACCAGUUAUCAAGAAUUUAAGAGUUUCUCGGUAGGCAAUGAUAUUCAACAGGAAAACGAGCGACAAAGCACGGCGCAACUGCAAAGAGAGAUCAGAAACCUCACAGCUAAGAUAAAAAAACUAGAGGAAAGAGACCAAAGCAAAGAAGUCGAUCAUCUGAAGGCGCAACUCGAAGCUGCCAACGAAGAGAUUGCCACCUUGCAGGAUCGCCUUGCACAAAUGGAAAGAGAGAAAACUGACCUCGAGCGAGAUAUCGCGGUUGUCAAAACUGAUCUUGCGCAGAAGGAAAACGACUUGGAAGCUGCACUAAAAGAUAAAGAAAAAGCGGAGGAUGACCUACACAGUAUUCAAGCGAAGAUUGACAAUUUAGAAAGCAAACUAGUCGCUGCACGCUUUCAGAUUGCUCAACUGAAAAACAACUUGAAGGAAGCUAACCAUAAGAACGUGAGGGCAAAAGAGACAAUCAACGAUCAUCAAGUGAAAGUAAGCCAGCAGGAAAAAGUGAGCGAGGGACUGAAAAACGCAAAUGUAAAGAAAGACAAAGUAAUCGCCGAACUAAAUGAAAGGCUAAAGAAGUUACAAAACGAAUUGGCCGAUGUGAAGCGCGAAGUUAUAGCUACCAAUGCAAUUGUUGAGAAUCUUAGAUCAGACAAAAAGAACUUGGAACGUAAAUUGGGAGAUGAAGAAAAACGAAUUCGGCUACUGGAAAACGAGAUAAAAGACUUGAAGACACAAAGAAAUACUUUGGAGACCGAACUAAGCAACAAGACGCAUAAGCUGGCGAUCACGGAAUCCCAGACAAACAGUCUUAAAAAGGAACGAGACAACUUGAGAGAGGAGGUGAAGAAUCUGAACGACCGACUGAAGAUAAUCAAGGAAGAGAAUCUAACUUUACAGACAGAAUUUCAUCGUUUGGAAAAAGAGCUCGAGCUCCGUGCGAAAGAGGUUUUGGAGAGGGAUUCAACGAUUAAAAGGCUGAAAGCCGCGAAGACCUCUGCUGACGAUGAACUCCUAGGAGUAAAGAAGGAAUUAAUGACAACCAGAAAUGCUCUUGAUGUCUCGCAGGACAAGAUCAAAUCGUUGGAGACGAACAUCAAGCAAACAAAUAUCAACAUGAAUAAACUGGAAGUGACCAUUCAGAACGUGAACAGAGAGCGCGAGGAAAACGUUAGCAGCAGUUCCAGUCAAGACACUCAGUACAUCGAGAUUGAAACCCUUUACAAAGCCAGCCAGGACCGUGAGAACCGCUACAAGCAAGAGAUACAAAUCCUUAAAACGCGAUCAGAGAAAAUUGACGCUGAUUAUCGUAAAGCUCAACGAGACAAUGUAGAUCUUCGAGCCAAAAUCAAUGCCUUGAACAAGAAAGUCAGAGACCUACAGACAGCCUUAGAUCGAAGUAACAAGGAAAAACAGGCGACAAAAAGCGAUCUCGAAACUGCAAACAACGAGUUGGUCACUAUUGAAGUGGCAUACGACAAUGAGACCAAAGAGAAGGACUCCUUUAAGAAGCAACUGGAUGAUGCUCUAGAGAAGUUAGAAAAGGCAAGGAAACAGAUUAUGGACCUUGAGCAUGCCAUUGUGGAAAUCAAGAUACAACUUGAAGAAGCGGAAAAGGAGGCAGCAGAGAAAGACAACGAGAUUCGAAAUUUGAAAGCCGGCAAAGACUUUUUAGAGAACCAACUUGAUGCUGCGAAGUCCCGCUUGGAAGAUGCACAACAAGAAAACGACAAACUUCAAGCUGAAGAUGUCCGCAAACAGAAUGAGAUUCUAGAGUUACACAACAAGAUAAAUGAGUUGGAAGCUCGCAUCGUUAAACUGACGGGUGAGAAAGAAAGAGCACUUGACGAGACCCAAGUCAAAGCUGAGAAAAUCGCUACUUUGGAAGCGCAAAUAAGAGAUUUGACAAACGAGAAAAACACGCUCUUAGAGAAGAUUGAGGAAUUGAAAAAGGAGGUCAAUGCUCUCCGAGAGGAAAGAAUAAACGUUGACAGGCAGCUCGCAGAAUUCCAGAGCAAGAUUAGCUUCUUGAACAAAGAAAUUGAAAACCGGGAUAAAAUCAUCACUGACUUGAAAAGCAAAGAAGAAAUCCAAGAUACGGAAAUCGACAAUAUGAGGAACAACUUGAGAAGAUGGGAGAAUGACCAUGAAUCCGCCUUACAAAAGAUCCAGGAGCUUGAAAAGGUGUACCGCUCGUCCAGUGAAAAGAUAACUCUGAUCGAGACCAAUAGCGACAGCAACAGUGACAGAGCAAGGCGACUGGACGAAGAGAACAUAGCCUUGAAACGAAGAAUUGCGGAACUUGACAUUUCCAAUAAGGUUAGCGAGGAAAAAGGCAAAGAGCUCCAGGACCAACUUCUCCGCGCCCAAGAACAGAUUCUCAACCUUGAGUCCUCGUCAUCGAUGGAAUAUUCUUUUCAGGUACAAACGGACACCGUCUUAGAAUCCGCAGGAGACGAAGUUGAGGUUGAAAUCAUGAAGAGGGAUUUGGAGGAUCUCAAAGAUAAGAAUACUACCCUCGAGAAGCAGCUUCGACAGCUGAACUCUACAAAGACACAGCUACAAUCUCAAGUGGAUGAACGAGACAAGAAACUGAAGGAAAACGACGACAUAACCUUAGACUUACAAAGGCGCAUUCAAGAACUCACCAUCCGCCUUGAGAAAACAGGAGACCAGACCGACGCCCCAGGAACUAUUGCUUCCCUACGCGCACAAAAGGACGCUUUGGAACGCGAUAACCAGAUACUGAUGAAGGAGUUGGAAGCUACCAAGGCCACUUUAUCCGACGUAAAGCAGCGUCGUAAGGACGCUGAAAGCCAACUUUAUCAGAUCAAGCGAAAGCUCAAUGACAGUGAGCUGAAGCUCAACAUGGCAAAUACACAGAACGAGAACCUUCACCAAGAGCUGCUUAGGGCGCAAGAGAAGAACCACGCUUUGGAGACUGAGAAAGAUCGUGCAUUACAAGACCACGCCAACCUGCGCGGGGAGUUGGCGGAGACUCAAGAUCGUUUGCAAAGGACAAAACACGAGCUAGAAUCACUCAAAAUGAAAGUGCGCGACCUUCAAGGAGAGAUUCAAACUUUAAGGAGCGAACUGGACGACAGUCACAGCAAGAUUGAUUGGUAUGUGAACAAUGAACGCCAGCUUAAGGAAAACAUCACCUCAUUGAACAAGAAGAUUGACAACAUGAGAGAUGCCAAUGACAAGCUUUCAGAGACAAUAGACAACUUAAACGCGAAGAUACAGGAAAAAGAAGCCAAAAUUGGCGAUCUUGAACACCGCAUGACCCUGCUCCGCGACGAGAAUGAGAAGCUGAGAAGAGAUUUGGCCACAGCUAAUGCCAACGCCGCCGACUUUAAAAAAAAGUAUCUGAAUGCCUUGAGCGAUACCGAGAAGUUGCAGACCGAGCUGAACAUGAAGAUACAGAGGAUACGCAACCUGGAAAUUCGUAUCAAGACCUCGGACACAGACAAGAACCGCCUAAAGCAGGACAUCAGUACACUAAAGAAAAACCUCUCAGAGCAGAAAAUUCAACUUGAAGGCAGUCGCCAGGCGAAGGAUCGUAUCACUACUAGCAUGAUUGUGCAGAAUGUCUCCACCAGCCUUCAGUCGGCCCCAGAAACGUUCCCGUUCCAGGUCAAGGAUGAGACAGCCGUUUCGAAAAAAUACAACGACCUUGAAUUAUCGUACAAGAAGAUAAUCAGAGAGAAAGAGGAUGGCGAUAAAGACACCGUGGCACUACGAAACAAAGUGGGCAGGUUGGAAAGUGAACUCGCAGACUUGAACAGGACCAAGAAUGCCCUUGAGGGAGACUCAAUGUGGAAGAACAAAAGAAUCGAGCAGCUGGAGAAGGAAGUUUACGACUUACAGUCCAGGGACAUGGUUGAUUCUGAUGAAGCCCUUGGCUGGAAGAACACCAUCACUCAGAUGCAACAGGACUUGGACAGCGCUAAGAACAAAAUGUUCCGUCUGGAAGCUAGGAACGAAACGUACGAACAAAAGAUCAAGGACUACAGCGAAGAUUUGAUCAAGGCGAGAGAGAGGGUGGCCCAGCUUGAAGCUAGAGCAGAUGAGGACCAGAUUAAGAUUGAAGACAAGCGAAGGGAGCUGAUGGAGGCGUACAAAAAGGCGGCAGACUUCGAGGCGGCAAUGAAAUCCAGUAAUAAUACCAAAGGUGAGUUGAAUGGGCUGAUACAGACCUUGCGUGACAAGAUCAAAACUUUAGAAGACAGACUUCAAAAGGAAGCCAAACAGAACGCUCAAGUGCGAGGCACACUUGAUCAAGUGAAGUUAAAGAACGAAGAUUUGAAACUGGAAAUCGCCAAGCUGCAGAAGAAGCUAAGGGAAUCUCAACAGCAGUACGAGUCACAGGUACCUUAGAUAUUCAUUUAAUCGUUAACCUCCGAGAAUAUUCGAGAAUCGUCGGCUUUUCGUGGGAAACCAGAAAUGACAAAUUAUCUUUACGUUGCUUCAAGCGACCUGGUCCUUAACUAAAAAGCGUGCAUCUGAUCACGUUUUCAUUUACUAUACGGGCGUAAGCAAUGCGGAGGUGAGAGUACAGAAAAGCCUGUUGCAACCCGUAUAAGUCUGCAUGCGUUCUCUCUCACAAAGUUUUUUUACGAGUUUUUGUUGUAGUUGUUUUCGUCCAUUUUCUAAUCUUACUGUUGUAAGCAAGUUCUUUCCUAAGAAAAUAAAUUUCCGGGCAAGAAUUGCACAACGAACAAAGAACCUCAUACAAACCGUCUAGACGAAAAAUCUUCCGCUCAUUUUUUUUACUUUACUUGCAUUUGCCGAAACACCCGAUCAAAUCUACGCAUGCAAAUUCUUUUUUCCAAUAAUGUUGCUUCAUUCGCCACGAUUUUUGCUACAGCCAAGCGAGGAAUAAGCGCUAAACAGUUUGUCAGAGGCAAUCACAUGUUGCGGCCAUAUUUUAGCCGCAAACAACGGGCGUUGUGCGGGUUUCUUAUCAGGCUCAAUUUUACUGCACCCAGACAACUCCUACAAUUCGGCCUGAUCUUAUCCUGUACAUUUGGUUUAUCGUUUGGUGCCAGAAUGUUUUGGUAUAUGAUAGUUUUUAGCUUGAGAAUUCGACAGAUAGUCACAGUGGGGAUGGCAUUGCUAGUUUCAUGUCUUUUUUAAUUAUUUAAAACCUCUAAUCAUUCCAGGUGCGAGGGUGGUCAGAGGCAAAAUACACUAUCGAAGGUUUGGAAAAAGAGAACGACGAUCUAAUGGCUCAGCUUGAAAAACUCAGGCGCGAAAUUGCAAUCCUCAGAAAUGACCAGGACAACGCGACAAGGGAGAGAACCGAUUUGCAGAGCGAGUCGAAACAGCUGCAAACCAGAGUAGAUGACCUUGAGAAUCAACUNCUGGAAAUCGCCAAGCUGCAGAAGAAGCUAAGGGAAUCUCAACAGCAGUACGAGUCACAGGUACCUUAGAUAUUCAUUUAAUCGUUAACCUCCGAGAAUAUUCGAGAAUCGUCGUCUUUUCGCGGGAAAUCAGAACUGGCAAAUUAUCUUUAAGUUGCUUCAAGCGACCGGGUCCUUAACUAAAAAGCGUGCAUCUGAUCACGUUUUAAUUUACUAUACGGGCGUAAGCAAUGCGGAGGUGAGAGUACAGAAAAAGCCUGUUGCAACCCGUAUAAGUCUGCAUGCGUUUUCUCUCACAAAGUUUUUUUACGAGUUUUUGUUGUAGUUGUUUUCGUCCAUUUUCUAAUCUUACUGUUGUAAGCAAGUUCUUUCCUUAGAAAAUAAAUUUCCGGGCAAGAAUUGCACAACGAACAAAGAACCUCAUACAAACCGUCUAGACGAAAAAUCUUCCGCUCAUUUUUUUUUACUUUACUGGUAUUUUCCGAAACACCCGAUCAAAUCUACGCAUGCAAAUUCUUCUUUCCAAUGAUGUUGCGUCAUUCGCCACGAUUUUUGCUACAGCCAAGCGAGGAAUAAGCGCUAAACAGAUUGUCAGAGGCAAUCACAUGUUGCGGCCAUAUUUUAGCCGCAAAACAACGGGCGUUGUGCGGGUUUCUUAUCAGGCUCAAUUUUACUGCAUCCAGAGAACUCCUACAAGUCGGCCUGAUCUUAUCCUGUACAUUUGGUUUAUCGUUUGGUGCCAGAACGUUUUGGUAUAUGAUAGUUUUUAGCUUGAGAAUUCGACAGAUAGUCACAGUGAGGAUGGCAUUGCUAGUUUCAUGUCUUUUUUAAUUAUUUAAAACUUCUAAUCAUUCCAGGUGCGAGGGUGGUCAGAGGCAAAAUACACUAUCGAAGGUUUGGAAAAAGAGAACGACGAUCUAAUGGCUCAGCUAGAAAAACUCAGGCGCGAAAUUGCAAUCCUCAGAAAUGACCAGGACAACGCGACAAGGGAGAGAACCGAUUUGCAGAGCGAGUCGAAACAGCUGCAAACCAGAGUAGAUGACCUUGAGAAUCAACUCCAGAAGGCUGUGGAAGAGAAGAGUAGGUUCCAAAAAGAAUUAAACGACACGAAGAACGAGGAGACGCUUCUAUCAUUCCGUCGCGAGUCCGAAACAGUUGUUAGUGAAGUCUCGGCUGGUAGCUUGGAGGCUGGAGUGGAAAUGUUCCCUGAAAUGCAAGAGGACCUUGACGUGGCCAAAAGGGAACGCGACCAACUCAACAGCGAUGUCCUCUCUUGGCAGAACAAGUUUAACACGUUACAGAACAGUUAUGAUAACCUAGAAGCCGGCAAGAACCGCCUUGAGGACAAACUGGAUAGCAUGCAGAAGACGAUCAGCAGCUUAGAGCAGAAAUCACAAACACUAACAUCUGACAAAAAGAAGCUGAAUGCAGAGAUUGAUGCAGCCAAACGAAAGAUUAAUGACCUUCUGUCCGAGCUGGAUGCUGCGAAAAGAGAAAAGGAUUCUCUCAGGCAAGAGUAUGAGUUGUUGCAGAAGCAGAUUUCAAAAAUGGAGGCUGAGUACGAAAUCCAUAUCACCACGAGCGAUGAAUUUGAUGACUCCGCUGCAUACACCAAAUUGCAAGACGCCUACAAACGCAGCCAGGAACGACAGAGUGAAAUGCAAGAGGAACUUCUGAGCUGUUACAAGGUGGUCGGAGAGCUAAAGAAUCAGGUUCAGAGAUCACAAGAGACCAUUGAAAGGUUAACAAUCAACUACAACACUGAGACGGUCAGAAGCGCGAGUCUACGCGACGAAGUGGUCAUGUACCAAAGAAGACUUUCUGAACUAGAGGAGAAGAACGAAGUUAGCAAGGGUGCAAAUAAGGAUUUAGAGAAUGAAAUGGAGGUGGUACAACAGAGAAUUUCGGAGCUCAGUCGAGAGAAUUCAUCGAUUCAGGAGUCAAAGGCUCUGAUCUCCGUUGAAGUCGCCAACCAGCGCAAAAAGAUCCUCCGCCUUGAGCAGCAACUUGACGAUGCCGAACGAGAGAAGGAGAGCUUAAGGCUUCAACUUUCUGCGUUGAGUAGUAAGAGAGGAUCGGGAUCCCAAGACGUCAGCCGAUCAAGUUCCGCUCAGUUUUCAGAACAAAGCCUCAGCCUCCUUCGUGACAAGCAAGUCGAGACUGGGGACAGCACCGAGGAAGGCCUUCAAAGAGAGGACGCUUAUAAAUCAUUCACUCGACGCACUUUUCAAAGUGAGACACGGAUACAAUCUGACGAGCUUUCUACAUCCACGAAGAAGGAAAUCGAGUCGUUCUUUGACCUUGGCGGGAGUGACAAAGAUCUUGGGCCCUCGGCAGAAGCAACCACACUUGACCUGGACUUGGACGGUGAAGUUGACGGAGGCGGAACAACCAAGACAACCCGCAUAGUGACGGUGAAGAGCACCAAGUCCAAGAAGUCCAUAUUUUAACUGAUUAGAACAGAACUUUGAAAGAGGAAUUUCCUCUUUCGUAGCACAAAUUGAAAACUCGAUACAGCAGCUCAAAAAAGCUCUAAUAUAUUUAAAAAGGCCUCACUCCCUUGUACAUUUUGUUGCCCCAGUAACGAUGCGACCAUACCCACGAGAUUUCCUGCUUUGUUUUGUUGGAAAAAAGAACGCAAGCGAGAAAGAUAUGUCCACUGAAUUUGGAACUAAGAGCAUACUCCCAUGACUAUUGUAACGUAAUACACACUGCGGCAACAAAGCAUGCCACCGGAUAAGGUCUUUUUCGUAGUGCUGAAAAUUAUACGUAAAUGUAGAACUUUAAUAAUUUAGAUGAGAUGGUACAGCACCAAAAGACGAUAAUGAGACGGUGAGGGAAACUCCCAGUCUAGCCCUUGGGAUAUGAUGAUAAGACCAAUUAAAAACUGAAGUUCAUCGAAAGUUGGUUUCCGAAGAGAUCCGCAAAUGUUUUUUCAGCGUUGUCAAGAGAGAAAAACGGGACUUUAUUCACUGUUGGUAUGUAGCUAUUACAAUAUUCUGCAUUGUUUGCUAUGACGCAGUCGCGCGUGGAGUUUAUAACUUUUCACACAAUCGAUUAAAAGGUGCGGAUGUCUCAGGAAUUGGACUUGCAUUUAAUUACAGCCUCUAAGAAUAACUUAAGUAAAAUUCACAUAUCAAGAUUUCCCCUCUGUCUCAUUAUUCUCAUGAGUCGUUUAAUUUACCUAUUUGCUACAUCCUAUGUUUAGCUUUUAUCCAAGUUCUUUAAGUCUGAGUCAAGGCAUAAAGCAAGUUAGAACAAAGCAAAUCAGCCCGCCUCGAAACAAAAUGUAGCCAUAACGUGAAAUAUUAGAGAACUUUAGAUUCUAAGACGAGUACGACAACAAGUACGAGAUUUUCUCAGUACUAAGUAGGGCUUGGGCGUGAACCAGCGUCAUUUUGGCGGGAAAACGUGGUAGCCAUCGUCACUCUGCCACGAAUUUUAGCGAGAGUGUCGAAGUGGGGAAAACAAGUUAUCAAAUGUUAGAAGUUUUAUCAUUUUGCAAUCGGGAGAGGGUGUCACUUCCUUCACUAAAGGUAACAGCGCUAACUUUUCUGGUGAAAAGGUCUCUAUUUAACUACUGGAACAAAAUUUCCGUAAUCUGUUAGAACAAAAACUGGUGUAAUGGUAUAAUGUACCCAUGCAUUACAGCUCUUAUUUCAUAAAGACCUUAGCUUUGCUUUGCUUUUGUUAUGUAAUUAGUAUAGUGUGCCCUUUGUUUUUGAUUCAUUUAUUACAAUAGUAUCUCGCUGUGCUAUUUGGAUCACUGUCGCCGCUACUGAAUAAAAUAUUUCGCUGGUCAGAACGAGACAUGGA